Molecule: messenger RNA, 1053 nt
Organism: Dermacentor albipictus
Lineage: Eukaryota; Metazoa; Arthropoda; Arachnida; Ixodida; Ixodidae
Source: RefSeq, a predicted model, not a curated record
CUCACCCACACAGGCGAGAUGCCAUUUCAGUGCUCUUUAUACCCGCACAGCUGCUCACGAAGGAGUCUCCUGAACGAACACCUGCGCACCCACACAGGCGAGAGGCCAUUUCAGUGCCCCUCAUGCUCGCAGAGCUUCUCACACAAGACUACACUGAAGUAUCAUGAGCGCACUCACACAGGCCAGAAGCCAUUUCAAUGCCCUGCAUGCCCGUACAGCUGCUCACGAAAGAGUAACCUUAACAACCACCUCCGCACCCACACAGGUGAGAGGCCAUUUCAGUGCCCUUCAUGCCCUCGAAGCUUCUCACAGAAGUCUUUACUGAAGACUCAUAAGCGCACCCACACAGGCGAGAGGCCAUUUCAAUGCCCCUCAUGCUCGCAGAGCUUCUCACGCAAGACUACACAGAAGGAUCAUGAGCACACUCACACAGGCGAGAAGCCAUUUCAAUGCCCUGCAUGCCCGUACAGCUGCUCACAAAAGCGUCACCUGAACGACCACCUGCUCACCCACACAGGCGAGAUGCCAUUUCAGUGCUCUUUAUACCCGCACAGCUGCUCACGAAGGAGUCUCCUGAACGAACACCUGCGCACCCACACAGGCGAGAGGCCAUUUCAGUGCCCCUCAUGCUCGCAGAGCUUCUCACACAAGACUACACUGAAGUAUCAUGAGCGCACUCACACAGGCCAGAAGCCAUUUCAAUGCCCUGCAUGCCCGUACAGCUGCUCACGAAAGAGUAACCUUAACAACCACCUCCGCACCCACACAGGUGAGAGGCCAUUUCAGUGCCCUUCAUGCCCUCGAAGCUUCUCACACAAGUCUACACUGAAGAAUCCUGAGUGCACUCACACAAUUGAGAGGCCAUUUCAGUGCCCUGCAUGCCCUCAAUGUUUCUCACAAAAGAGCAGUCUGAACCAACACAUGUGCACUCACACAGGCUAGAGGCCAUUUCAGUGCCAUUUGUGCCCUGGAGCUUCUCACGAAAGAGUAAUCUGAAUCAACAUCUGCGUACCCACACAGGUGAAAGGCCAUUUUAGUGAUCUUCAUGCCAUC